Molecule: messenger RNA, 210 nt
Organism: Triticum turgidum subsp. durum (durum wheat)
Lineage: Eukaryota; Viridiplantae; Streptophyta; Magnoliopsida; Poales; Poaceae
Source: the annotation of a GenBank genome assembly
AUGGGCACCAGAUUGCAGCGUGAGUGCAGAUUAGCAUUUAUUUUAAGUGCUAUUAUGCUGGCCUUUUUAAGGUUAGUCCAUGAAGGAAAGGAAUAUGUUCUGCACUCUGUCAGCUUCCUGGAGAAGUACGAGGAAGAGAUGGGCGAUGCGAUGGAAAAGAUGAGUUCAGAGAAGGGAAAGGAACAACUGGCCCCGUCCUUUACCACAUAA